This is a messenger RNA of Acanthisitta chloris (rifleman), 3626 nucleotides long. RefSeq names its product attractin (gene ATRN). The annotation marks the transcript as partial. Gene Ontology annotation, cellular component: Golgi apparatus. The transcript is spliced from 25 exons. Lineage: Eukaryota; Metazoa; Chordata; Aves; Passeriformes; Acanthisittidae. Gene Ontology annotation, molecular function: protein binding. The record is from RefSeq and is a predicted model, not a curated record.
AUGGGGUAUGGAGAUCAGACCUCUGUUCAGGAGGUCAUCAGGGAGUUUGUUGAGAGUCAAGUACAGAAUGGGCUCACUGGACCUUCAGGGUAUGUCACAGAUGGGCCUGGGAAUUACAAAUACAAGACAAAGUGCACGUGGCUCAUUGAAGGAAGGCCAAACACAAUCCUGAGGCUUCGAUUCAAUCACUUUGCCACAGAGUGUAGUUGGGACCACUUGUAUGUGUAUGAUGGAGACUCAAUCUAUGCUCCCUUACUGGCAGCUUUUAGUGGACUUAUUGUUCCUGAGAAGGACAGCAAUGAAACAGUCCCUGAAGUUGUAGCUACUUCUGGAUAUGCUCUUCUACAUUUCUUCAGUGAUGCUGCCUAUAACCUCACAGGGUUUAACAUCACCUAUAAUUUCAAUACGUGUCCCAAUAAUUGCUCUGGCCAAGGGGAGUGCAAGCUCAACAGCAGCACCAAUGCUCUGGAAUGUGAAUGUGACAAACGCUGGAAGGGAGAAGCUUGUGACAUUCCCUACUGCACAGAGAACUGUGGAGCACCUGAGAGAGGCCACUGCGACUUCAAUGGCUCUAAGGCCUGUGUGUGCUCCGCAGGCUGGCAAGGUCCUGGCUGUUCAAUUCCUGUUCCUGCAAACCAGUCAUUCUGGACCCGGGAGGAAUACUCCUUUCCAAAACUUCCUAGGGCAUCUCACAAAACCGUCAUCCAUGACAAUAAGAUGUGGAUUGUUGGAGGCUAUGUCUUCAAUCAUUCUGACUCUCAGAAGGUUUUAGCGUAUGAUCUUAUUUCUGAAGAGUGGCUUCCCCUGAACAGCUCUGUGAACUCAGUAGAGAUGAGAUAUGGUCAUUCCUUGGCAUUGCACAAGGAUAACAUCUACAUGUAUGGUGGGAAGAUAGAUGCGACAGGAAAUGUGAGCAGCCAGCUGUGGGUCUUCCACAUUUCCAACCAGACCUGGGCCCAGGUGACUCCCAAAGCCAAGGAGCAGUAUGCUGUGGUUGGCCACUCAGCACACAUUGUCACCCUGCGAGACAACAGCACAGUCAUGCUUGUGAUUUUUGGGCACUGUCCUCUUUAUGGGUACAUCAGCAAUGUCCAGGAGUACAACUUGGUGACAAAUACCUGGAACAUUUUACAGACAAGUGGAGCUUUGGUGCAAGGAGGGUAUGGGCACAGCAGUGUUUAUGAUCCAAAUACAAGAUCAAUUUAUGUCCAUGGAGGUUACAAAGCAUUCAGUGCCAACAAGUACAGGCUGGCAGAUGACUUGUACAAAUAUGAAGUUGAUUCCCGUAUGUGGACUAUCCUGAAAGACAGCCGAUUUUUUCGCUACUUGCACACGGCUGUGAUCAUGAGUGGGACCAUGUUGGUGUUUGGAGGAAACACCCACAACGACACCUCCAUGAGCCAUGGAGCCAAAUGCUUCUCAUCUGAUUUUAUGGCCUAUGAUAUUGCUUGUGACCGAUGGUCUGUGCUGCCUCGCCCUGGGCUCCACCACGAUGUGAACAGGUUUGGACACUCUGCUGUGCUGUACAACAGCACCAUGUAUGUAUUUGGAGGCUUCAACAGCCUCCUCCUGAGUGACAUCCUGAAGUUCACACCUGAGAGAUGUGAGGCCUUUGACAAUGAGACAUCCUGCUGGCGAGCAAGCCCCGGCGUCAGGUGUGUGUGGGAUCCCAACUCUCCCCGCUGCCUCCCCUGGGAAAAUGCGACCUUGGAGCAGCAGCAAAAGGUCUUUGAGGACUGUCCUCCCAAGCCAGUUGUAGACAAUGAAAAAUGUGAUCAGAUUACAGACUGCUACAGCUGCACAGCAAACACCAACAGCUGCCAGUGGUGCACUGACCAGUGUGUCUCAGUACAGAACAACUGCACAGAGGAACAGGUUCCUAUUACUGUCUAUGAGAACUGUCCUAAGGAUAAUCCUGCCUAUUACUGCAACAAAAAGACAAGUUGUAAAAGCUGUGCUAUGGAUCAAAACUGUCAGUGGGAACCCAGGAAUCAGGAGUGCAUUGCUUUGCCAGAAAACAUCUGUGGAACGAACUGGCAUUUGGUUGGCAACUCCUGCCUGAAGAUUACCAAUGCAAAGGAGACCUAUGAUCAUGCCAAACUAUCCUGCAGGUCCAGUGGUGCUUCACUGGCUUCUCUCACCUCCCAGAAGAAGGUGGAGUUUGUUCUGAAGGAGCUGCAGAAGAUGCAGUCUUCGCCCAAAACUUUGACUCCAUGGGUUGGACUGAGGAAAAUCAACGUGUCCUAUUGGUGCUGGGAAGAUAUGUCUCCCUUCACCAACACCUCCCUCCAGUGGCUUCCUGGUGAACCAAGUGAUGCUGGAUUUUGUGGGUAUUUAGCUGAGCCUUCCCAACAGGGACUGAAGGCAGCAACAUGCAUCAAUGAGGUCAACGGCAGCGUCUGCGAAAGGCCAGCCAACCACAGCGCCAAGCAGUGCCGCACGCCCUGCGCCCUGCGCACCAUGUGUGGGGAGUGCACCAGUGGCAGCUCUGAGUGCAUGUGGUGCAGCAACAUGAAGCAGUGUGUUGACUCCAAUGCCUACGUGGCCUCGUUCCCCUAUGGACAGUGCAUGGAGUGGUACACCAUGAGCAGCUGUCCACCUGAGAACUGCUCAGGCUACUGCACAUGUGCUCACUGCCUGGAGCAGCCUGGCUGUGGGUGGUGCACGGAUCCAAGCAACACUGGGAAGGGGAAGUGCAUUGAAGGCUCCUACCGAGGUCCCAUCAAGAUGCCAACCCCAUCCACGACAGGGAAACACAGCUUGGAGCCAGUCCUGAAUGUCAGCAUGUGUCCUGUGGAGAACAGCUAUAACUGGUCCUUCAUUCAGUGUCCAGCCUGCCAGUGCAAUGGGCACAGCAAGUGUGUAAAUGAGAGCAUCUGUGAGAAGUGUGAGAACCUGACAACUGGCAAACACUGUGAAACCUGUAUCUCAGGCUACUAUGGGGAUCCUACCAACGGGGGAACAUGUCAGCCUUGCAAGUGCAAUGGCCACGCAUCCGUCUGCAACACUAACACCGGGAAAUGCUUCUGCACAACCAAGGGAAUCAAAGGAGAUGAGUGUCAACUGUGUGAAGUCGAAAAUAGAUAUCAGGGAAAUCCACUUAAAGGAACAUGUUACUAUACUCUUCUCAUUGACUAUCAGUUCACCUUCAGCCUGUCCCAGGAGGAUGAUCGCUAUUACACAGCAAUCAACUUUGUAGCAACACCUGAGGAGCAAAACAGAGACCUGGACAUGUUCAUCAAUGCAUCGAAAAACUUCAACCUCAACAUUACUUGGUCCACAAGUUUUGCAGCUGGCACGCAGGCUGGGGAGGAAAUUCCAGUUGUUUCCAAAACCAAUAUAAAGGAAUACAAGGACAGUUUCUCCAAUGAGAAAUUUGACUUCCGCAACAAUCCGAACAUCACAUUCUUCGUCUAUGUCAGCAAUUUCACUUGGCCCAUAAAGAUACAGGCACAGCUCGAGGGCCACCCUCCUUUUCCUUCUGCUGCCCAAAACGGGAGGUACCUGCAGGAUAAGAAGCUCAUUCUUUCCUGUAAUUCAGUGCAGGCAGUUGUCACACUCUGCCUCAGGUGCCAGACUGACUGUGGUGAUAAGUCUGGUGCUGAAGAAGCAGUGGAUGAAGCUUG